Pediculus humanus corporis (human body louse) is the source of this 417-nucleotide messenger RNA. RefSeq lists its product as uncharacterized. The transcript is spliced from 3 exons. The record is from RefSeq and is a predicted model, not a curated record. The coding region runs from base 1 to 417 and encodes 138 amino acids. Lineage: Eukaryota; Metazoa; Arthropoda; Insecta; Psocodea; Pediculidae.
AUGAUUUUCGCAUACAUUUCCUUUUUAUUUUUUAUUUUUUUGAAUAACAACGUAAUCAUUUCCGGUGAAAAACUUUGGAUUCCCGCGACAACGACACCCGGCGAAAUGUGGAAUCCUAAAACUUGGAUUUUACCCUUUUUAGUGGCCGUAAGCGAAACACUGGGUGAAUUUUUUAAAAAAGCACAACAGAUAUUAAAUCAAUUAUAUGUUAAAGCACACGAAACGAACGCUUUCGGUUGGCCUUGGAAAUAUCCUUCCGGUGUAAAUUUUCAAAACACACAAGAAUCAAAUUCGCUCGGAAUUACGACAGGAAAUAAUAAUAAUAAUAAUAAUAUACUACAAAGUGGAACAAGUAAACCAUCAAAUGAAAAUAAACCAUCAACAGGUUUUCCGACAUUACCCGAGGGUUAUUUAUAA